CGAUGAACAACGCGAGGUGCUGAAGACGCGCACAACAGAGCGGCAGAAGGAGCGGCAGAGCGAGCGUCAGAGCGCUACUCAGCGCCAUGCUCCAGGCCGCGGGGACACACAGCACUGCCACCGUGUGCGGCAGCUCCGAGGGCUGCUAAAAACGGCGACGAGGCUGCGCAGAGGCGGGCCCCAGCGCUCAGCCAUGGGAUCGGGGCCGGAGGAUACGGCCCACGCUCCGAUCACCGGGAAUCACCGCUGAACGCGAAGGAACGAUCGGCCUUUCCGCGUCAAACCCGCGCGCCACCCCACGUCAAUGACUGUUGCGGCAGAGGAGCCCCCGCGGUGGAGUCGGCCCGUUCCCGAAAUAUGACCCAGGGAGCCGGGACGUGUUGGCAGCAAGAAGAUGUCGACGGCUUCCCAAUCUGGAUAGAGCCCGCGCGCCUGCUCCCCGACCCGCCGCCCUGUGCGCUGGCCGACAGAGGCCGAUUGUCCUGGGCUUCUCUGGCGCUGCUGCUCGCGCUGCUCUCUGACCACCUGUGGUUCCGCGCUGAAGCCAAACUGGCGCCGGUCAAGCUGGCCCGGUCUCCCGGAGUCCCCGGCGUCCCCGGUGUCCCGCUGUACCCCGAACGCACGCGGGCCGUUUUUUUAGACAACUCCUCCACGCCGCUGUGCGACAGCCUCCGGGACGGCUCGGAGGGGGCGGAGGAGCCUCUCUCCACAAACUCCUUCACUUUUGUGGAUGUGGAUCAUUUGUGCGGGAACAUUUCGGAGCGAAGCGGCCGCGGCGGCUCGUGGGAUGUAAAUAUUAGCAGCUUGUACUUGUCUUUUUGUAGCUCGUAUUCGCUGCUGGACCUGCUCCGCGGCGCGUCGCGUCCUGAUCGCCUCAAUUGCAGCCUGGACGCGCUGCACAAGGGCCCCGACGGCACGUGCAGCGCGUGCGUCGCGGCAUACCAGCGCUACGACCUGCACGCGCUGGAGAAGUACGAGGAGUUUGAGGUGCUCGCGCUCAAGUACGAACCGGGGCCGUACUCCGUGCGCACGUGCAUGGACCAGUGCAAGAUGGCGUACAAGUGGUGGCUGUGUGCGCAGUUCUUCCCGGACACCUCCCCAUCGUGUGGUCAGACUGUACCCUGUGGCACCAGCUGUCUGCAAGUCCAACAGAGCUGUCCUUUUAUCCUGCCCGACAACGAAGACCUGAUCCACGGGGGCAGUCCCAGCUUCAUCUGUACAGGUCUGGUGUCGGACUCGGAGGCGCGCUGCUGUGACGUGCGAUGGGACCCCCCCUCUCCCCCUCCCUCCCCCCUCCCCAGCUCACAUGCGACACUACAAAGGACUGCCUCUCCUUCCUGUGAGCACCAGGGGGCGUGGCUGAGCUCUGCGUCGCCCCGCCUCAAACUCUGCCCCCUGCUGGUGCUCGUCAUCCUGCACUCAGUCCUUCUCCUCUCCCACAAUGCAACGCUGCUGUGGGCCACAGGGGAGGAGGGCGGGGCCAACGAGGACUGA
Periophthalmus magnuspinnatus is the source of this 1494-nucleotide messenger RNA. RefSeq names its product NALCN channel auxiliary factor 1-like. The record is from RefSeq and is a predicted model, not a curated record. Bases 358 to 1494 code for a protein of 378 amino acids. The transcript has 3 exons. Gene Ontology annotation, molecular function: stretch-activated, monoatomic cation-selective, calcium channel activity. NCBI's taxonomy places the organism in Eukaryota, Metazoa, Chordata, Actinopteri, Gobiiformes, Gobiidae. Gene Ontology annotation, biological process: calcium ion import across plasma membrane. Gene Ontology annotation, cellular component: plasma membrane.